UUGCCCUCAUUAGGACACGUACCACACCGAUAAUGUCGCUACCAAACACCCAGGGCUUCUCUUCUUCCUCUCAGAACCCUACUGCAGGCCCCAUCGAACAGUCCAUCAGGGCAAAGUUGGAAGCCGCUUUGGAACCAGACGUGUUGACGAUCGCGAACGAUUCAUGGAAACAUAGCGGCCAUGCCGCGAUGAGAGAAAUCGGAGGAGGAAAUGGGGAAACUCGUACGCUCCUCGCUCAUUGUUUGAUUUAUUGGACGGAAGGCGAUUUCGCUGUGGAGAUCGUAUCAGCGGCCUUUGAAGGAAAG
Messenger RNA from Acaulospora colombiana, 305 nucleotides. The record is from the annotation of a GenBank genome assembly. NCBI's taxonomy places the organism in Eukaryota, Fungi, Glomeromycota, Glomeromycetes, Diversisporales, Acaulosporaceae.